AUGACCAUCAACAGCAGCAGUACAGCAUCGACGAUUCUCGCAGGCUUGUCGGUGGUUCUAUCGUUCGCUUCGUUGAUGCUCAGUUAUAGAACAUGGCAAAGACAGUCCAGUUACCUACUGGAAGACCAGAAACCGACGGCAGAUCUUGACAAUGAUGAUCCAGCGAGUUUGUCGCCAGCAAGAACUCCAUCAACCUCCAUCAACACCACAACAUCUACUAAUAAGGCAUCCUCCGCCCACGACAAUAAUACUCGCAUUCGCGCCACGGUCGAGAAUCAACUCCUGUCUCACAACAACAACAAUGGUUUGAAUGUCCAACCCAUUGGUGUCAUUCGCUCCGUGUACAAACUCUGCGUGGGAACGCCUCGACAAGGACUACUGGCACCGCAUGCCCGCGGACGCAUCGAACUCACGUUGCCCGUCGAUGCGGCUAUGGAUUCCGUACAAGAGCUCGAUACAUUCUCGCACAUUUGGAUUCUAUUUGUCUUUCAUCUCAAUACACUCGCCAGUAGUAAAAAAGUGUCGCCGAAAAUUGCGCCUCCCGCAUUGGGCGGUAAAAAAGUAGGUGUCUUGGCGACACGAAGUCCGCAUCGAUUCAAUCCCAUUGGCAUGACACUGGCCAAACUGGAUCGCGUCGAAAUCAAGGACAAGAAGGCAUUCAAAAGUCAACAACAACUUGGCAGCAAUACUAGUCGCGUCGUAUUGCACAUUUCCGGACUCGAUUUGGUCGAUGGGACUCCCGUGUUGGAUGUCAAACCAUUUGUACCCGUCUACGAUUCGGUACAAUCAUCAUCAGACAAUAGUGCCGUUCGACUGCCACCAUGGGUCUCGGAGGGAUUGGCCACACGACGAAGUGUCGUCAUUCUUGAAAAGGCCAAACAGGACUUACAAAACAUUCUCUUGUCGUCAUCAAACAAGAAAAAGAAACCCUUGGAGUUUUAUGGACGAGGAGACGACGAAUCCGACCAGGACACACUCGACAAUAUGCUGGCAUGUAUCACCGAAGUGCUGGCCAUGGAUGUUCGAAGUUCGUGGCAAACACAAAAGGCACGCAAGGGAAAUUAUCAAGCCGAGAGGGCGCAUCGGUUGAAAAAGAAGAAUAACCAUGCAUCAUCCUCCAACAAACCAGUACAGUCCUCCUCCUCAUCAUCAGACGUACAAAGUAAUAGUACUAGUGAGAAGAAGAAGAAUGCCGACAAAAUUGAUACAUGCACGCAGCAAUUGGACAAUCUGCUAUUGCAUUACAGAGUGACACAAGCAUCGGAUCUACGGAGGUCUACGUCAGAAGGGAGUGGUGCAGAAGAUCAGGUUUGUGUAACUGCCAUAGAGCAUUUGCUGUCAUAG
Messenger RNA from Seminavis robusta, 1344 nucleotides. The record is from the annotation of a GenBank genome assembly. Lineage: Eukaryota; Bacillariophyta; Bacillariophyceae; Naviculales; Naviculaceae.